UUCACCCAAUUCAUCGGCCUGCCUGACGGGCAAACGGAACUCAGCUGAGUUUAAUGCAAAAUUCACCAGCUGCUUCUUUCCCCCAGAACCGGUGAGAUCAGUUCAUUACGAAAUUCAGGCAAACCUACCCCCACCCCCAAAACAGAACGACCAAAAGAUGCCGACUCCAUCUCCGUCAUCCACCUUCGAUCUCUCAACCAUCUCCUUCCCCUUGCUCUCUGUUAUCGUCGGCGGCGUCCUCGCCCUCCUCCUCUUCGCCGACUACUUCCGCCGCAAGCGAGCGGAGUCCCACCACUCGCCGGAUCCGACCACUGCCCAAGCCACGCCGCUGCUCAAGGCCCAAGCCCCGCCGCCGCGAAAACUCCAUCCCCGAUCUCACUCCCACAACGUCGACAAGGAUCAGAACAAGAAGCACCAUCCUCUCGAUGUCAACACUCUGAAAGGGCACGGCGACUCCGUCACUUCUCUCUGCUUCUCAUCGGAUGGCCGAAAUCUUGCUACAACAUGUGCGGAUGGAGUGGUGAGGGUGUUUCGGAUCGAUGACGUUUCCAGUAAAAGUUUCAAGCUUUUGAAGAUUAACUUACCAGCUGGUGCCCAUCCAACUGCGAUUGCUUUCUCUGACGGAGCUUCCUCUGUGAUUGUAGCAGCUCAGGUUCUCUCUGGUUCCUCCCUUUUCAUGUACGGGGAUGUAACUACAAAGCCUUCAGGUGAAGGGAAGCAGGGAAAACUUCCCUCUCCUGAGAUUAAAUGGGAGCAUCAGAAGGUACAUGAUCACAGGUCUGUGUUGACAAUGACAGCAGUUUCUUCGACCUAUGGCCAUGGAAAUGGGAGUACAAUUGUUGCCUCGUGUUCAGAAGGUACUGACAUUAAACUUUGGCAUGGAAAAGAUGGAAAAGAAUUGGGAACAGUUGAUACUAACUGUGAUAAAUGCUGCAAGUUGAGGGGUGAUAAAGUUAUUGAAGGUAUGGAUGAUGGGGUACCUUCUAUGAAUAUUUCACCAUAUAUAACAUUUGAUGAAAAGUUGUGUCAGUUCUUGGAAAAACAGAAAGAGACCAAUGUACUGACAUUAAACUUUGGCAUGGAAAAGAUGGAAAAGAAUUGGGAACAGUUGAUAUUUACUGCAGAUGUGAAGGUGUGGGAGAUCAUAUAUUCCAAGGAUGCUUCAGUGAAGGAAGUUCUCAAAGUUAUGCAAUUGAAGGGGCAUAAGAGUGCAGUGACUUCUUUGUGCUUCACUCCAAAUUCAGAGCAGAUCAUUACAGCAUCAAAAGAUGGUUCUUUAAGAAUAUGGAAUAUCAAUGUUCGUUAUCAUCUUGAUGAAGACCCAAAGACCUUGAAAGUAUUCCCAAUUCCUCUCAAAGAUUCAAAAGGUUUAACUUUACACUAUGAUCGCAUCAGUCUCUCACCUGAUGGGAAAAUUCUGGUGACCACUUCUGGUUCUACAUUGCAAUGGCUAUGCGCUGAAACUGGGAAGAUUUUGGAUACAGCUGAGAAAGCGCAUGAAGGUGACAUUACUGGCAUUGCAUGGUCGCCUCAUUGCAUACCGAUGGCGGGAACACAAGCAAUGGUUUUAGCCACAUCGGGUGAGGACAAAAGAGUGAGAUUGUGGUUAGCGCCUGAAUUCCAUUCCUCAUGAAGUACUUCAAGUCUCAGCAACUAGAAAACGAUCUGUAGAUUUUCUGCAGAAGAGCAAUAUGAGUUGUUCCUAAAGUCUGACCCAAACUCUCUGCUAUGAGAGUUUUAUUAGCGACGCACAAAAGUUAAAUAGCGAAACUAAAAGAAAAUGUCAAAUACUCAAAAUGCCAAUCAUGUCCCGUCAAUUUUGACCAUUAGAUAUGAUUAUUUUCUGAUAUGAUCUUUAUCCUUAUGUAUUUUAUUGCCGUAAGAGUAAUUUGCUUAGCAGUUGUAUGUUUUCAAUGUUUGAUUCAGAUUAUAACUGAUUAAAAUCAUGGUCUAGCUUCAGUGUUCAUCUAAGUACACCUUCGUUUCUCAAGUAGAAAUUUUAUUGUUUAUUCC
This is a messenger RNA of Asparagus officinalis (garden asparagus), 2013 nucleotides long. RefSeq lists its product as uncharacterized. The coding region runs from base 158 to 1633 and encodes 491 amino acids. Gene Ontology annotation, molecular function: protein binding. The record is from RefSeq and is a predicted model, not a curated record. The transcript has 13 exons. NCBI's taxonomy places the organism in Eukaryota, Viridiplantae, Streptophyta, Magnoliopsida, Asparagales, Asparagaceae.